UGCAUCUUAAUUUAAGGUGAAACAAAUAUCCAACGAUGAGCCAGACGAGAACUGCCACCUCCUUUCUCACCCCUCCGGUGAAGAUCCUGUGGAGGCUCCUGCUGGGAGAGACAUGGUGAACGUGGCUCUGCUGUUUGUUGCUGCUAUACUGUACGUCUCUGCAGAGGUUGGCGCUGUAGAAAUACUAGCCGUCUUUGUGCUAAAAGCACCUCUCAGCUGGAACGCCACCCAGGUGGGUUAUGGGAACGCAGUAGGCUGCGCGAUUUUCCUCACAAGUUUCCUCGGUGUCAUGGUGUUUCGCCGCUGCGUCAGUGACGUGACACUUAUCCUAAUAGGCUUGGUGUCAUUCGCCACGGGAAUUUUCUUCAUGUCCUUUGUCACGACAACCUUGACAUUUUACCUCGGUAAGCUUUUUG
This is a messenger RNA of Plectropomus leopardus (leopard coralgrouper), 416 nucleotides long. NCBI's taxonomy places the organism in Eukaryota, Metazoa, Chordata, Actinopteri, Perciformes, Serranidae. The record is from RefSeq and is a predicted model, not a curated record.